AUGCCACGCCCAAAAGUCCACCCGAGCCAGCGCCAGCGCGCCGCAGAGGCAUGCAAUUUCUGCCGCGCCUCUAAGAAGCGAUGCAGUGCCACCGUUCCCUGCACCGCCUGCCAGAGGCGCGGCAUCGGUGACUCGUGCCAUCUCACCCACCGGCCUCGAGGCUUCCGCGCGGCGCCGCUGCCGCUGCCGCAUCCGCCCCGGACACGGGCUUCGGCUCCGGCUCCGGAGCAGGUCCCGGGGUCGCCGAGCGGUGGAGACUGCGUACGUCGUGCUGUGUCUGAUGGAAUCGGAAUGUUUGUCCAUGUGAAGCUGACACGCCAGCCUUUAGUGUACAUUGGCGAGGCUGCGUCUUUGUCCUUUCUCCAGCUGAUACGAGAUACCGUAACGGCACAGAUCGGACCGUCACAGUUCUCUCAUAAUGAGAAGCGCGAUAGUAUGCUGGAGAUGGAGCCUUCUGCGGCGGAGUCGAGCGGCUUGGGGACGGCCAGUUGUAACAUUGACCUGGAGGGCAGUCUGCUGUAUACACGGACAUUUGAAGCUGCUACUGGCGGCCUAUUGGACGUCUUUGGGCCAACAGAAAUUGAAGAUCUUCUCGUGAAAACCAAAACUGACGAGGCUCAAUCCCUCAACCCGUGCCAGCAUGCCUCCAUCGACCUCGUCAUAGCCAUUGGCGCUCAGUGCAAGUCCCCCCUCGAAGCGCAGCAGGUCGGGCCACCGUAUUUUCGACAAGCACAGCAGCGUGCCUUUGCCGGCAUGCUGGAGGAUCCAAACGUCGACAUGGUUCGCGCAUUUCUCCUCAUGGCCUUUUACAUGCUCGGCCACUGCCGGAGAAAUACGGCGUUCAUGUACUUGGGCAUCGCGGCGAGAGCUGCGGUUGCUCUGGGGAUGCACAGCCCCCAUUCUUACACGGACUUGAAGGAUCCCGUGCAUAGGCUUCACAUUUGGAUGAGUCUCUGUGUUCUGGAUAUGCUUGUGAGCUCUAUCCUGGGGAGGCCGCCUGCUACAGCUGGCCUCAGGGCGGAGCUUGACGCCGCAAUCAUCGGUUCCAACAGUUCGUCAGCUACGCGCCAAAGUCCACGAACCGCUGGCCUCUUUGCAUCAUACGAAAUACUCACCAUCAUAAACGAAAGCAUCGAAGCACUCUACGGCAGAAAAGUCUCCUCAACCAUCACGGUGGAGCCGUACUUGAGCAAAAUCGAAGCCUGGAGCAAACGCCUGCCCAGCUUUCUCCGCAACCCUCUCACGACGAGAGGAGAUGCUUCUACCCAGAAAGCUGCAACGGACAGCAUACACGUUGCCUGUCUCUACUACUUUGCCAUUACUCUGGUCACUCGGCCCGUGCUGAUAUCGAGACUCACUUCUCGCCCAGAUGUUUCCACGCCUUCGUCCUCUCCCCUGGCGUCUGCCUGUCUUGAUGCGGGAGUGUAUCUCAUACAGGCGUGUUCAGAGGCGCAUAAAUCUGGGCUACUGCUGGGGAAUAUGUGCAUCUUGAAAGCUCUCAUAUUUGCCGCUGGCCUCAUACUCGGAUUCGACAUGUUUGCGAAAAAGGAGCUCGACUACGAAGUCGAAGUAGCCUUUCGCAGCGCCAAAGACGUUCUCGAUUUCCUGGGCGUCCAAAGCCCCCAGGCUAGUCAUUACUCUGAAAUCCUCGGCCUAUUGUCUAAUGCAAUCAUGAAGCGACGCAUGGAACUGUCAUCGCGGCCUCGAAGCAAAUACGUCGGGAAGCUAUUUUCCUUUAAUAGAGAGGGCCAUUCGGACCACGAUGACAGCGCUGGAAACGAUGAAGCGCUGACUUUUGAUGACCGUAUCAACGUGUUGCGAGGUUGGGACGGGUUGGAGCUGUCUCAGUGGGAUAGCUUUCCUUUCUUUAAUCCGCGGGCGUUUGGGUUCUGA
Molecule: messenger RNA, 1893 nt
Organism: Trichoderma reesei QM6a
Lineage: Eukaryota; Fungi; Ascomycota; Sordariomycetes; Hypocreales; Hypocreaceae
Exons: 6
Coding region: 1-1893 (630 amino acids)
Biological process (GO): positive regulation of transcription from RNA polymerase II promoter by galactose; DNA-templated transcription
Cellular component (GO): nucleus
Molecular function (GO): zinc ion binding; RNA polymerase II cis-regulatory region sequence-specific DNA binding; DNA-binding transcription factor activity, RNA polymerase II-specific
Source: RefSeq, a predicted model, not a curated record